UAGGCUUUGAUCCCAAGGCCUUGACCUCCCUUUGCUUUACGCCUCGCUUGUGGUUUCUUGAAGAAAUGGAUUUUGACACCCUGCGCGCCCCUCUUCAAGAGCUACCCUUCCUAACCAACCUCACACUAGACGAGGUUCCGCUGUACUUCGCCACCCCUAAACAGCCUAUCGCCAUAGAACUUGGCUGUCUGAGGUUUUUGCGGUUUGUGAUAGGACCACAGCGGUGCUGCAAGGAAGAUGCCGCUUGCAGCACACUUUCGUUAAUCAGAGCGCCAGUUCUGAGCCAUUUAGAAAUAAACCUCUCGAAACAGCCACGUGUAUCUGAAAGAUUCUCCAAUUACCUCCAAAUAAAUCCUCCUACCUAUCCUGAACUUCAUACCCUUACACUCCACCAAGCCUCCGAUAUCGCGCAUUCCGUGGCCUCAGCUU
Molecule: messenger RNA, 429 nt
Organism: Serpula lacrymans var. lacrymans S7.9
Lineage: Eukaryota; Fungi; Basidiomycota; Agaricomycetes; Boletales; Serpulaceae
Exons: 1
Source: RefSeq, a predicted model, not a curated record